Molecule: messenger RNA, 1731 nt
Organism: Prorocentrum cordatum
Lineage: Eukaryota; Dinophyceae; Prorocentrales; Prorocentraceae
Source: the annotation of a GenBank genome assembly
AUGCUGGAGACCAUCGCAGUGGCAGACAUUUGGGCGCGGGAGCGGCGCAGAGCAGCGAACAUCAACCAGGAAGGGGAAGACACCUGCGCUAGGUGCGGAGUGGCCAGCGAGACGGAGAAGCACCGCUACUACGCCUGCCCCGCAAACGAGGAGACCGGCUACAGCAACGACACAGAGCUAGUCAAGAAGGCCAAGGACGCGCUCGACCAGCAGCAGGACGAGCACUUCUGGCUCAGAGGGGUCCCACCAGCAGCAUGGGCAGUAAAAGUUGACCCAGAUGAAGAUGUCGAAAAGGCGGCACACAUCUUCUGCACCAGCGCGGCGGCUCAAGCAGCAGUGCAGGAGGGCCACAAAGUCCAGUCCGAUUACGUGUUCACGGACGGCUCAGCGGGGGCUGGUCAGACAGCCAAGGCCCCCAGGCUACGGAGAUGCGGCUGGGCGGUGGUGGCCUUCAGGUACGACCAGGGCGGCCUGCCCCAGGAGGUGGCAGCUUGGUACGGCACGAUAAGGGCGCCGCGCACGGUGCCAAGGGCGGAGCUCACGGCCAUGAGCAAGGCGAUCGGCUACACGAUGGCGGCCUCAGCACGAGGGGUCAAAAUCGCCAGCGCUUGGAAGCGCGCCCUGGGCGCCCUCAAGCAGAUCCAAGACCCAGAGGGCCUCGAUUACAGUAGCACCAAUUUCGACCUCUGGCUCAUGGCCAAGCGGCAGCUCCAGAACAGCACCGACCAUAUCAUGGGCCACCACAUCCCCAGCCACUUGAUCGAGCACCCGACGGAGCUGGAAAGGUGGACAGGGCCAACGUGGUGGGUCAUAGGCAACGAGAUGGCAGACAAGCACGCAGGCUGGGGAGCGGAGCACGGAGCGCUGGGCCCAGCCAUAAUGGCGCAGCAGCAAUUCAGGGACCAGAUCACGGUGUCAGUCCAGAACAGGCUGCUGGGCAUCAGCAUGGCGGUGAUGGUUGAGGAUCCCAAUGAGGUGGCUCGGCGAUUCAAGUCCAAGCGCAAAAGUGUACGAGCCUGGCUAGCAGAGACGGGAGAGUGCCAUGGAAGAGAAAGCAGCCACCUGGACCAGCACGGGAACGUGAGGCUCGAUUUCAAGACAGUGCAGAUCGGCACGCGGGUCGUCCACGACACCCACAAGACGCAGCUCACGCAGGGCUGGCCCUGGUGCGAGAAGUGUGGGGCCACAAGUUACCUUGGGAACCACGCGAGCCGAAUCGUUGCAGGCGUUGCUCGCAAGCUGGCCAAGCCGUGUGUCCCGCCCACCACAGCGGGGCGCAGAGUCAUCAUGGACCUGCAGAAGGGGAGGCUGCCGCGAAGAGCAAAGCAUGACGAGGACCAAGCGACAGCCGCGCCACCGGAGGAGGUCAAGGCUGCGGGAUUCAACCCAAGGGUGAGCAGCGCAGAGGUGAUCGACCUGGGCGGAGGAAGCUCGGAAGCAGAGACACCGCAGCAAGCUCAGCCACCAACGCCAAGGCAUCCCCACCCAGCAGCCCAGGCGAGCUGGCAGCUUGUGGACCACAUGGAGGGCUACGCGGGGCAGUGGAUGAACAUGGUGGACCAGGAUGUGUGGGAGGACAAGGGCGACUGGAUUGAGCACAGUGUCCCGUACUUGCAAGCCGCCACCACAAGAAGUAGGAUGGACGUCCAAGACCAGAAGAAGGCAGCCACGCCAAGGGAGUUCCAGCAGAUCAGUGAAUUCUGCGAGGAUAUCUUGAAGGGCACCCACCAG